This is a messenger RNA of Boleophthalmus pectinirostris (great blue-spotted mudskipper), 6344 nucleotides long. RefSeq names its product large neutral amino acids transporter small subunit 4-like. The coding region runs from base 240 to 1949 and encodes 569 amino acids. The transcript is spliced from 14 exons. NCBI's taxonomy places the organism in Eukaryota, Metazoa, Chordata, Actinopteri, Gobiiformes, Gobiidae. Gene Ontology annotation, molecular function: neutral L-amino acid transmembrane transporter activity; L-amino acid transmembrane transporter activity. Gene Ontology annotation, biological process: neutral amino acid transport; transmembrane transport. The record is from RefSeq and is a predicted model, not a curated record.
GCGAGCGAUGAGAAUGAGAGAAAUUUUGAUAGAAACCAGACCAAAGAAGCUGUUUACAUGCAAAAUACUUCUCCUUCUUUGUCUUUCUGUUACUGAGGGUAGGGGACAUCCGCAGAGGGAGUCGUGACAGCGGACACAGCUCUUCUUGUCCCCCCGGAUCCGGAGUCAGGCUCCAGCAGACUCCUCCAGCCCUCCUCCAUUUCUCCAGGCCCACACAGCUCUACCUCUCCCCGGGCAUCAUGGCUCCGACCCUGGCUACGGCCUUCUCGCGCCGCUGGUGGAUGGCCAUCACGGCGGUCAUCGAGAACCUGCUCUUCUCUGCUGUGCUUCUGGGAUGGGGCUCUCUGCUCAUCAUGCUGAAGUCCGAGGGCUUCUACUCCUACCUCUGCAAGGGGCCAGGAAACAGUUCGAGUAUGAACAUGUCCAACUCUUCAGACCCCCAGUCUUCGUCGGCAGAGGAAGAGGAGUAUCUGGAAGUGAACGGGUGGCAGAUCUGUAAAGACCAGGAUGAGAUGCUGAACCUGGCCUUCACCAUCGGCUCCUUCCUCCUGUCGGCCAUCACUCUGCCCAUGGGCAUCAUCAUGGACAAGUAUGGCCCCCGCAAACUCCGACUGGCUGGCAGCGCCUGCUUUGCCUUCUCCUGCCUCCUCAUCGCCUAUGGAGCCAGUGAUCCUAACAGUCUGUCCAUCCUCAUCUUCUUCGCUUUGGCCAUGAAUGGGUUUGGAGGGAUGUGCAUGACCUUCACUUCUCUCACACUGCCUAACAUGUUUGGAGACUUGAGGUCCACCUUCAUCGCUCUGAUGAUCGGCUCCUACGCUUCUUCUGCUGUCACCUUCCCUGGCAUCAAGGUCAUUUACGAUCUCGGAGCCACCUUCAUCUCCAUCCUGCUGGUCUGGGCCGGCUGCGCAUGCCUCGUCUUCCUCAACUGCUUCGUCAACUGGCCCCUGGAACCCUUCCCCGGGCCCGAGGACAUGGAUUUCACGGUGAAGAUUAAGUUCAGCUGGCUGGGCUUCGAUCACAAAAUCACAGGGAAGCAGUUCUAUCGUCAGGUGACCACCGUGGGGCGCCGCCUCAGUGUGGGGAACACUCUGCAGCCUCCUGCCGCCAAUGAACUGGCCACUCAGGAGGCCAACAAGCUCUGUCUGUCCACAGUGGACCUGGAAGUCAAGACCAACAAGCCUGAAGAGAGUCAGUCGUUUAUCCGCAGUAUCCUGAGCCCCAUCUUCCUGCUCUCCCUCAUCACCAUGUGUGUGACACAGCUCCGCCUCAUCUUUUACAUGGGAGCCAUGAACACCAUCCUGGAGUACCUCACCGAAGGAGACCUCAGCACAGUGAGCGUGUACACGUCCAUCUUUGGCGUCCUGCAGCUCCUGUGUCUGGUCACGUCUCCCGUCAUCGGUUACGUCAUGGACUGGAGACUCAAAGACUGUGAGGACGAGAACGACAAACUCACCAAAAGGGAGCCUGGAGAGCCCCGUCGCCCGGACAAAAAGAUCCAGAAGAUUAUAAACGCCACGAGAGCCUUCAUCUUCACGAACCUGCUGCUGGUCGGCUUUGGGGUCACAUGCCUCGUGCCCAACCUGCCCCUACAGAUUCUGUCAUUUAUUUUGCACACUAUUGUCAGAGGCUUCAUCCACUCUGCUGUUGGAGGACUUUAUGCUGCUGUGUACCCGUCCUCUCAGUUCGGCAGUCUGACUGGGAUGCAGUCUCUGAUCAGCGCUCUGUUUGCACUCCUCCAGCAGCCUCUGUUCUUGGCCAUGGUCGGACCCCUGAACGGAGACCCCCUCUGGGUGAACGUGGGCUUGCUGGCUGUGAGCAUGCUGGGCUUCUGUCUGCCCAUGUACCUGCUCUGUCACAGCCGCAAACUGCAGCGUCUCAGGGAUGAACGCGAUUCUGACCCCAAAAUCUACGUCAAGAUGAACGGGGAGAAACCAGAGGCCUUCAUCUAGAUACACAGGAAAAAAACGGGAAAAAACAAGGUGUAAUCUGCAUGGAGAACCACACUGAAGACAGGAUUUAUCAACAGGUGAAAUGAGACGGGGCAUUCACGCUCCUUUUCCGAAAAUACACAAACUUGAACUGUCUUCAACCACAUGUGUCAAAGUCCUACCAAUUCCCGACCGGUCCUCACCAAAUCCUAGGUCCAAGCUGGAUUUUAGUUUCACUUUCUCAGAUACUGACGCUACACUGUGACUCCUACAGCCUACAGCCCAAAGGGGGCGCUACAGGGACACCACAGACAGUCCUCAUCCCUCCUGCAACUGCGACAUCAUGGAGACAAUGAAAAAAAAACUCAAAAAAGAGAGACUGUUUUUUGUUUUUCACUCCAGUUUUUUAUGUUUAAUUCUGUUACUGUUUCAGCACUGCCUGUUUAUUUUGAGGUUUGAAACUAUGUCCACACUUUUGUCUAAAAUAAUCAUGCUUGGAAGUUUUAAGAACGCAACUGUAGCAGGUGUAGUGAACUUGUUAGACCAGCAAGGGGUGCUGUGCACUCUGUUGCAACUUUCAUUACAGUUUUUGUUUUGUUUUUUUCUUUUCUGACGCUGUUGAUUUCGCUUGGCAGUAGGGAUAACAUUCUUUCAAAAGCACAAGGAUCUCUAUGUAUCAUUUAUAGUGAAUUGUAACAAAAACUAGUUGAUAAAAUAGAAAAUUCCAUUGUUUUGUUGCUCCAAUUGGAUGGUGGUGGAGCAUUUUCAGUUAACUUUUUAUCCAACUGAAGAGUAGCAGACCCACUUUUGUGACAAUUUUAUAACACAAACGUCUUCUAAAAGUGAAGACAUACUUUUAACUUUUAUCAGUGUCUCAUUUCAAUUGUCUUACCUCAAAAAACAUGACUCAAAGUCCAUACAUCUCAUCUGUUUUUAAUCAUAAAAUUACAUUAGUGUGGACAUAGUUUUGUAGGGGGCCGGAGAUGUCGCCCCCUAGUGUUCCAUAACAGUGUUUACGUACACAAUUUUACCACAACUUUUAAUUCACACUGGCCUACGAAGCGCACACAAUAGUAUAGCAUUUCUUUUCUUCGUUUUUCUGGGCAUUUCAAAUUAGUAUUAAUAUAAAGUAACCUCGAAUUCACAAAUAGAACACUGCAGCUUCUAUCUGCAUGUGUGUGACAAUAAAGUACAAAUGCAUGAUACCAGACGAAAGCUAGACAAACCACGAAUGCUCAACUUGUUAUGAAAUUUUUACGUUGUGUUUUGUACUUUUUCAAAUAUUUCUUUUUGAUAGUCAUGGACAGAGUAGGUUCAGUAGGUUGAUAGUUAAAGGACCCAUGUUAUGCUGUUUUCUGAUCUGUUAUAAUGUCGUUUCCUCAUCAAAAACACAACUCCAAGUGUGUUUUAAGGAAAUAACAGCAUAAUAACAUGACUUCAAGCUCACAAGAGUCCAUUUUGCAUAAUAUAGGACCUUUAAAUUGUGGGACUGCAGUUUAUUCUUUAUCAAUUUGUUGUAGCAAUAACUAUUUCUCUAUGACUAAGGUGCUACCUGAGUGACACGAUUUCCAAAGAUUUAUUUUACUCUCAAUAGCAUCUUCACAGUAUUCAUUUCGGUUGUUAUUUUAAGGCAACACAAUCACUUGGGAAACUUGAAAAAUCUGCUUACACGUUGUAGUAUUUGACUGAAAAUACACACAAAUUAUAACGAUUUUAGGGCUGUUUGAAGUAAACAAUAACAGUUGUCUAAGUUAAAAUGCUGGAAAAUGUGUAAUUGAAUGUAAUUUUAAAGGCGCACCAUGUAACUUUUCUGGUGGAGAGUCCGUUACCUGCUUGUCUCCAUGGAGAUGUUAUUGCUUUACGGCACUAACAUAGCAGUUGCACGUUUUUCUAGCUCAAAAAUACCUUCAAAACAUGGAUUUGUACUGUAAAUGGGCUCGCCAAUCCACAAAUCUGACUUGGUGACGCCACCGUUUGGUCUCCAUGGAUAUAGAAAAGCUGAAAAGUUACAAAGUACACCUUUAAUUAGCUGAGUCUACACCAAGUUUGGAUUUUAAAGUCUAUUUUAAGAAGCCCAAAAGAUCUUAAGAUUAGAAAAUAUGGUGCUCCAAGUUUCCCCUUUCAUCCCACUUUACAUGAUUACGACAAAUACUACUACUACUACUACUACUACUACCAUUUUAUCCAAUUUGCUUUCAGUUUGAGUUCCCAUACUGAGAGACAGGCCUCUACCAAGUAAGCAAGUCAGCGAGAAAAGAAUGGCACAAACUGCACUUUAGCCCACUAUUAAAAGGACCUCCGUCAUGUAUGUUUAUAUAGAGAGCAUGACUGCUUCUUCAAGUGGUGCAUGAGCCUAAGAAUGUAUAUGUAAAACUAUAUUAGAGCUUCACUUUGUAUUCCAGAACAUGGGGAUUGGCAAAAAGCAGUUAUUUUUAUAUUCUCAGAAGAUUCACAUGUUCACUGUAUGGCCUUUGUAGAUAAAACAGGAGAGGCUUGUCUCUCGGUGAAGGAAAGCAAUAGCAGAUAAAGGCAACGGUUAAUUAAAACACACUGGGGUUAUGGAUGCAGUCAUUCAGUUUCAAUAUUCAUACUGAAAUUUUGUAGCAAAUGUAGUAAAAGUUAUUAUUUUAAAAGUAAAAAGUAAAUUGUCAUAUUGAAUGUGAAGUAAUGUAAGAAGUACUGCAUUUACAUUUUUACAUUUAGUAGCUUUAUUCGGUCAUUUUACAGCACUAUAAAACAAAACAAAACAAAACAUAGACUAAAACCACAUGGAUCAUGACCGAAAGGGUUUAGGCUGAAGUCAGAAGUACUUGUAAUGUCUAACACUUUUAAACAAAGACAGAAUUCCAAAAAAGAAAAGCAGCAGAAACAGCAAGUUUGUGUUUACAAUUUCACUUAGUUAGUUAUUUUAUUUCCAACCUGCACAUACAGUUCACAACAUAACAAUACAAAUGCAGAUACAAACAUGCAGGUUUGAAAGGGGAUGGAUGAAGCAAGGAUUUUACAUUUCCAAUCCAAUCCCACAUUUGACUGACCAACACUUCAACUUAAUAUAUCAUACAUGAAAAGACAAGACAAAACAAACAUUCACACCUCAGACCUGAGCUCAGCUCUGUGCUCAGGGCAUCACUGUCUCUCAUCCAGGUAUUUUUUAUUUUGUUUCUCUUUUAAAUAGUUUUUUUUUUUUUAAACUGUACCAGGCUCUACACACUUUUAGUUCUUCUGAUCAUCCGUUCCAAAGAUGAACUCCACAUACUGAGGUACACAUUGACUUUAAGCUGUUCUAAAUUUCAGCAGAUAAAAUUUAUUAUUACCUCUUAGUCUGUAGUUAUGACGAGCAUUUCAAUCUGAAAAUAAAUAGUUUAAAAUAGCUGGAAGAGAGUUGACAGAUGCCCUGCACAUAAUUUGAGCUGUUUUAAAGUUUACCAGAUCAUGAAGUUUUAAGUCAGAUUAUUAAAAAAAAAAAAAAAAACACUUCCGAUUUACUGUAUAUACAAGAGACAAAAUAUAAAUUAAAACCAACACAAUUUAAUGCAUAAUUCAUUCAUUCAUUCCACUAGUACUAGUAAUACUAAUACUACUAAUCUCUAAAAACAUUGUAGUCAUUAUGGUUAAGUAAUGAUAUCAGGAAUUCUCAAUUGGAAAACUGGGAUAAUGAGUUUCAUAUUUUGUUGUUGCAAUUGCCAAUGAAGUUAAAGAUAGUGUAAGAUAAGAGGACCUUUAUUUGUCAUGCAAUGGGGAAAUUUCAGAGUUGCAACCACAAGUACAAGUAUGCAAUAUCAAGAGUGCAUCCUACCUAAUCUGAUACGUACUAUAUUAGAAACUUAAUUACUGCAUCCAAACCGUCAAACUUUACGGGUUUUAGCUUCUUUUACUGCUGACAUUUUGAGGACUUUCCAUCAUUCAAAGAUCUAUAGGCUAAUAUUUUGUUUAAAUCUGCCAACGGUCCUCAUUUUCCAUCAUUCUGAAACUCAUGGCUGGACAAUAUCUCCCUUCCACAAACAGAACCUUACAUUAUCAGACCGUUGUUUCGUGUCGCUCCAGCCGCUCUGAAUGAACGAUUUCCUAUUAAGAAUUAAACCAGCACUUUCUCUCACUGUUGUACCUUAAUCCGCUCGCAUAUCCCGAUCAGCAGCUUUGGUAACUAUUCAAGCAGACUUUUCUUGAGUGAUUGGUUGAUAGAAAGGUUUUUAAAAGGUAAAUAAAACUGUUGCAUUGUGGGUGUUUCUGAUUUGAGGCAUGGACUUCUUUUUGUGUUACACUUCAUCACUGUCGCUAUUUUAAACUGUUAUUUUAAGUAUGUGUUCAUGUUCUUAUUGUGUUUUUGUAUUGUCUUGUAUCACCAUAUUGCCAUUGUUAAGUUGAUUUGUUGAAAAAAAGAUCAAUAUUUGAAAAUAAAGUUGAUUAUUUGUACAA